AUGUCUCACACAUCUCCUUUUCGAAUUCCAAAAUCCGUAUAGCCGACCAAAUCACUGUGUAAUAUUCCCUUUUCACCAACCAAAUUCGAGCAACACCAAUUAAUUUCGAGCCCACAUUCAAACCGUUGCUUGUUUGAUUACUAGAAUUAGCUAAAAAAUAAAACAACAAUUUGUCGCUUUGGCCUUUUUCUUUCCUCAAUAUUGCAAUAACAGUUCAUACCAGCUGAAAUCUCACUGCUUUCUUUCUCUGGGUGAUGAAUUUCGCGACUAUUUCUUCAUCUUCUAGAUUUGUUCGUUGCAGCACCAACCCGGAGUUGAGAAGUCAAGCUCAUUCCCACCCCUGACGUAUUUCAACGACCAUGAUCCCUUCACUCCUUGAGAUUUUCGCUAUGUUUUGAGCAAUUGGAUCGUUUUCUCCGAUGGAUCCCGCCGCCUCGCGCCCUGCUGUGGUAAUCGACAAUGGCACUGGGUAUACUAAAAUGGGGUUUGCUGGUAAUGUGGAGCCGUGCUUUAUAGUUCCGACUGUAGUUGCGUUAAACAACUCGUUCUUGAACCAGCCGCGGCCGAAUUCGACCAAAAACAGCAAUUGGAUAGGGCAGCACAAUGCUGGGGUGAUGGCGGAUCUGGAUUUCUAUAUAGGCGAAGAGGCGUUGUCUAGAUCUAAAUCUAGCAGCACUUACAGUUUGAGCUAUCCAAUUAAGCAGGGAAAGGUGGAUAAUUGGGAUUCGAUGGAGAGGUUCUGGCAGCAUUGUAUAUUUAACUAUAUACGGUGCGACCCAGAGGAUCAUUACUUCUGUUUGACGGAGAGCGCCCUGACUGCACCGGAGAGUCGGGAGUACACCGGAGAGAUCAUGUUUGAGACGUUUAAUGUCCCGGGGCUGUAUAUUGCGGUGCAGCCUGUUCUUGCUUUGGCAGCUGGAUACACUACUUCCAAGUGUGAGAUGACAGGAGUUGUAGUGGAUGUGGGAGAUGGGGCUACUCAUGUCGUGCCUGUUGCAGAUGGUUAUGUUAUCGGGAGCAGCAUUAAGUCUAUUCCAAUCGCAGGAAAAGACGUAACUCGGUUCAUCCAGCAGCUCAUGAGAGAAAGGGGGGAGCAUGUUCCACCUGAAGACUCCUUUGAUGUAGCCCGCAGAGUGAAGGAAAUGUAUUGCUACACUUGUUCGGACAUUGUCAAGGAGUUCAAUAAACACGACAGAGAACCUGCAAAAUACAUUAAGCAGUGGCGAGGUACCAAGCCGAAGACUGGGGCUCCUUAUUCUUGUGAUAUAGGCUACGAAAGGUUCCUUGGACCUGAGGUCUUCUUCAACCCCGAAAUCUACACGAAUGAUUUUACCACCCCUCUGCCUGAUGUGAUUGAUAAAUGUAUUCAGUCAGCACCAAUAGAUACAAGAAGAGCAUUGUAUAAGAACAUCGUAUUAUCUGGAGGAUCAACCAUGUUCAAGGACUUCAACCGGAGGCUACAAAGGGGUAUAAAGAAGAUUGUUGAUGCCCGGGUUCUUACAUCAGAUGCUAGACUUGUUGGAGAAAUAAAGUCGCAACCCGUGGAAGUAAAUGUCGUUAGCCACCCAAUCCAGAGAUACGCGGUUUGGUUUGGAGGGUCCGUGCUUGCAUCCACUCCUGAGUUUUUCACCGCUUGCCAUACGAAGGCAGAAUACGAGGAAUGUGGAGCAAGCAUAUGCCGCACAAACCCAGUUUUCAAGGGAAUGUAUUGAUACAUAUACAUGAAGAUCAGUCAAACUAGAUUCUUGUAGCUGCGAAGGUAAUUUUUGGCUCGAAUCGAAAAAGUAAAACCACCACCCAUCAGCAGUAUUUCAUGUUUUGUACUGAAUACCCGCAGCAGUCCAAAUGCAGUUUCUUGUAUCGAGAUGACGCUUUCGUCUUCCUGUAGCCUUCACCUCUGCAUCAUGUUUGCUUAGAGAAAUGAAUGUCAAAUUUUCUUUUACUUUAGCCAAAUUUUGGUGACCAUAGAUAUAUGUCAUGUGUUUCUGUUGUAAUAUUCUCUCAAUAGUGUACUGGAAAUUUUUGUAGUUUCCAAUUUUGUUGUUUGCAUCAUAUCAGAGUUGCAGUGAAUUUAUCUAACGUCUAAGAGUAAAUAUUUCAUUUUUAUGAA
Salvia splendens (bonfire salvia) is the source of this 2110-nucleotide messenger RNA. RefSeq names its product actin-related protein 3. The record is from RefSeq and is a predicted model, not a curated record. NCBI's taxonomy places the organism in Eukaryota, Viridiplantae, Streptophyta, Magnoliopsida, Lamiales, Lamiaceae. Bases 420 to 1712 code for a protein of 430 amino acids. The transcript is spliced from 9 exons.